Molecule: messenger RNA, 6505 nt
Organism: Astyanax mexicanus (Mexican tetra)
Lineage: Eukaryota; Metazoa; Chordata; Actinopteri; Characiformes; Acestrorhamphidae
Gene: slc43a2a
Product: solute carrier family 43 member 2a
Exons: 15
Coding region: 208-1944 (578 amino acids)
Biological process (GO): neutral amino acid transport; transmembrane transport
Molecular function (GO): L-amino acid transmembrane transporter activity; neutral L-amino acid transmembrane transporter activity
Source: RefSeq, a predicted model, not a curated record
GCGAGCGGUGCAAAUAUAAAAACAGAGAUCUCGAGAUGUUCGGCAAUAUAUUCAAACAAAGAAAGAAGAAAAGAGAGAAAGAGGAGAAGACUUGCUGUUUUUCUUCGACCGGCGAGCUGUAGCGACAGAGAGAGAGAACAGUGAGAAACAGAUUUUUGCAACAAAACUGUGAAGACUUGUCCUUCGACUGUCACACUUUCCCACAUCAUGGCUCCUUCGCUAACCACAGCCUUUUCUCGCCGCUGGUGGAUGGCAGUGACAGCGGUGAUAGAGAACCUGCUCUUCUCUGCUGUGCUGCUGGGAUGGGGCUCACUGCUCAUCAUGCUGAAAUCGGAAGGCUUCUACUCCUUCCUCUGCAGAGAACCAGGUAACAGUACAGCAAACAACAUGACUGAGGAGACUAAUGGAACAAUGGCAGAUCCAGCAGAUAAUGAAGACGAAGAGUUCCUGCAAAUGAAUGGCUGGCCCAUCUGUAAAGAGCAGGACGAGAUGCUGAAUCUGGCCUUCACCAUUGGCUCGUUUCUCCUCAGUGCUAUUACCCUACCCCUGGGCAUUGUCAUGGACAAAUAUGGCCCACGAAAACUCCGCCUGCUGGGCAGUACCUCCUUUGCUGUCUCCUGUAUCCUGAUUGCUUAUGGAGCCAGCGAUCCUAAAAAUCUCUCUGUCUUGAUCUUCAUCGCCCUGGCACUGAAUGGCUUCGGGGGGAUGUGCAUGACCUUCACUUCUCUUACGCUUCCCAACAUGUUUGGAGAUCUUCGCUCCACUUUCAUUGCUUUCAUGAUUGGAUCCUAUGCCUCUUCUGCUGUCACCUUCCCCGGGAUCAAGGUAAUCUAUGACUUAGGAGCUGCCUUCAUCACGAUCCUACUGGUUUGGGCUGGCUGUGCCGGCCUUGUCUUUAUCAACUGUUUCUUCAACUGGCCUCUGGAGCCCUUCCCUGGACCCGAGGACAUGGACUACACUGUAAAGAUCAAGUUCAGCUGGCUGGGCUUUGACCACAAGAUCACUGGAAAGCAGUUCUACAGGCAGGUGACCACCGUGGGCCGGAGGCUGAGUGUAGGGAACUCAAUGAAGAACAACCAGCCCAAAAUGCUGGCCACUCAGGAGGGAAACAAGCUCUGCUUGUCCACUGUUGACCUGGAUGUGCAGUGCAAGGCCGCAGAGGAGACCCAGUCAUUCAUGCGCAGUAUCUUCAGCCCAAUCUUCAUGCUCAGCCUCAUCACCAUGUGUGUCACCCAGCUGCGGCUCAUCUUCUACAUGGGGGCCAUGAACAGCAUCCUGGAGUCUCUAACUGACGGAGACCUCAACACAGUGCAGAAGAUGGAAGUGGUGAGCACAUACACCUCCAUCUUUGGAGUGCUGCAGCUGCUGUGUCUCUUGACCGCACCAGUGAUCGGUUACAUCAUGGACUGGAGACUGAAAGAGUGUGAAGACGAGAGCGAAAAACAAGUCAAAGACCCCACACAGCCAAAGAAGCGCGACAGGCAGAUCCAGAAGAUCGGCAACGCCACCCGAGCCUUCAUCUUCACCAAUCUGCUGCUGGUUGGCUUCGGGAUGACCUGCUUGGUGCCAAACUUGCCUCUCCAGAUUUUGUCCUUUGUGUUGCACACCAUCGUGAGAGGUUUCAUCCACUCUGCUGUGGGAGGCUUGUACGCUGCUGUGUAUCCCUCCUCCCAGUUUGGCAGCCUGACAGGGAUGCAGUCUCUGAUCAGCGCUCUCUUUGCUCUGCUGCAGCAGCCUCUUUUCAUGGCAAUGAUGGGCCCACUAGAGGGAGACCCUCUCUGGGUUAACGUGGGCCUGCUGGUCGUCAGCAUGCUGGGCUUCUGCCUGCCUUUCUACCUGCUCUGUUACGGCAGGAGACUCCGCCGGGAGAAACAGGAGCGCGAGGACGACCCUAAAAUCUACGUCCAGAUCAACAACGGCACCAACUCUCAGGCCUUCGUCUAAGCGCACACCUCCAAACAUACAGAUGUGCUCAGGAUACAGCAGCCAGAGAGAAAGAGAGAAAAAGAGCAAGUGCCAGGAGGAAGCAGGGAGGAAAGGAGGAUAGAGGAACCUAAAUCACAUACAUGGAAGCAGUGUGAUUCCACCUUUCCUCUAUUUCUUCCCUUCAUUAGUAUGCACCUGUGUUUGGCUAUGGUUACACACACAUACACACUCACAUAUACGCACACAAACACGUAGACAAACACAUGUGCACAGCCAAAGCGAAAAAGACACUUUAAACUGUAGUUUGAAGUCACAGUGUACCACCCCGACGUGUUUACUCACCAAUUGUGAGCUGGAGCGGGCUGGAUGAACACUGUGAAACACGAAGCCACAGCAACCCUCCUCCAGUAAAACACACAGAUUUCGUGGCUCAUCGACGAGCUCAUGAUAUUCUCAUGAGUACACUGUCCACUCACUGCCCAUCUAUCAUGACGCAUGACACAAAGUCAUGGAAGAGGGAAGCCGAAAAUAUGGACGAGAUGUUUCUCGUUCCACAAUGACACUUUCAGACCUCUCUUCCUGAUUUUUUUUCUGAAUUCUAGCUGUGUUCAUCUUGCUACAGAAGAAUUUGACACGAGUGAAAACAGAAACAACAGAAAAUCCAGUCUGAGGACACUCAACCCAGCUCAACAGACACUCAGCAUACACACCAUUACUCUUGUUUCAUUCACCAGUAUCCAGAGCUGAAAAGCUAAAGUCCUGCCCAAAGAGAUUGAGGCAAAACAACCACUCACACCUAAGCUCCAAGGUUUUCACAGUGAUUGAUCAUCGUACACUCAGAAACCCUGAUCAUCCAAAGCUUCUUCUUCAAGAUUGCGGUUCUUAGAAUGCGUCUAGAACCCCAAUCUCAGAUCCAGCAGCAUGCAACGUACAGCAUAGCAUGGGCAUUAGACUGCAACUUUUUCUGAAUGGAACAAGAUAAGAGAUUGAGAGCUGUUGCAUGUGCUAAGAUAAAAUAAUAAGACACACACAUGUCUCUAUAUGGUCCAAUAUAUUCCAAUCGAUUGUUGCUUUUUAAAGAUUUCUAGACUUUAUUUGAGUUUGGCGUGCAUCAGAUAUCAGAGAUUUCAGGAAAUAGAACAAAACCAAAGUGCUGUUUCUCUGAAUACGUUGUAUAUAGAUAGAUAUGGUACCCAUGCAAUAUCCAAUAUAUUUGAAAUGGGUAAACCGGGAAAUAGAAGAAGAUGAGUCCAUUCAGAAUGGUGCAGUAGUCGUAUUGCUAUAUAGUGUUGUUGUCAUGCAAAAACCUUGUAGCAACUUUUUGACAAUAUAUAUAUAUAUAUAUAUAUAUAUAUAUAUAUAUAUAUAUAUAUAUAGGACAUUCAUGGACACCCCUUCUUAGGAUAGAGGAGUAUAAAGCUCCUAACUUUGAGCUCCAUACAAUACUUUUGGGUUGAUCUGGGGACUUGGAGACUCCUCUUGUCACUAAAUUGGAUUGGAGAUUGGAGAUUGGAUCCACAAUUAAUUAUAGAAACAGUGGGUGUUCCAAUACUUUUGACUAUGUAGUAUAGUUGGGGCCCUAUCAGACACCCUGUGCAAGGCACGUUGCGAUGCUCAUUGCUAUCUUACACCUUACACAUUGCUAUCUUAAAGUUUUAACAGUACUGAGACGCGUAGAAGCCUUGUGCCGUUAAAAUACCAAUCUGCCAAAGUCAGAGCUCACCUAGCUCUUAAAGGGAAUGGCAAGUGACACACUUAACGCUAAACUCAAAACAAACCCUGAUCAAUUAGUACAUGCCUUUUACGUGUUUUCGAGCAGCACUAUACAGCAGUAUUUUUUGCGACCUCAUGAUAGCAAUGACACACUCACACACCGUAAAUCAAACUAUGUGGUGUGUGGUAUAGAUUACUAAAAUAGGGCCCCUACAAUCUGGCAGUUUUUUUGCAUCUCAAUACUUCAUGAUGAAUGAAUGGACCAGUAGAAAUGCUCCUUUUUACAGUGACUUUUUACAGUAACUGUAAAAGUAAAGUAGUUAAGAAGUUGCCAUUUUGGUGAUAACAAGGUUUUUGCAUGAGAGCAAUAAAAUAAUUUCCCAUAUGACUGGUUGCUCAUGGUACACUGACAGUGAACAGCCAGUAGGGGGCAGUGUUAUGCCUGUAUAAUUCAGUUUAUUCAGCGAUUCACAUACAGUGUAACUGACUGAACCUCACCAGCAAUAAUUUGCCACACCAUAUUGCACAAUUGUUAGAUUGUAGGAAAUGUGCUGACCAUAGUGUUUCCAGAGACCUGCUCAGCAGUAGCCCACUGCUGGCUAGGUUUAACAUGUUAGCACCACAUUGAGUGUGACUGUGAGUUUCCCUUUUCUCAUAUCUUUUCUUAGUUGUUCACAUUCUUGGGUAGUAAUAAUGUAAAAUGUCAAAAUGUAUAUUUACCUGCAAUAUGACUCAAGUUCAAGUUUUAGUCCCAUGAUAAGAUGUGUAUGUGUACUGUGUGUGUGACUGUAUGUGUGGGUGUUUAUGGAAAGAGACUAGCUUGGGGAGCAUAGUGGUACAGGGUUGUGAAUCGGACUGUCUGCAUUUUUACCGCUGUGUUUAUGAGACAAAACUGAGGAUCUAGAAUGGCAGGAGCACUCAAUACCUGUCUUUACGUACUAUACUGUGUUCUCUCCCUGUACACAGCCAUAUUUACAUACAGCUCUGGAAAAAAAAAAUAAGAGACCACUGAAAAAUGAUGAGUUUCUUUGAUUUUACCAAAUUGAAAACCUCUGAAAUAUAAUCAAGAGCAAGAUGGAUGAUCACAAGCCAUCAAACCAAGCUAAACUUCUUGAAUUUGAACUGCAGAAGUUAUCCAAAAGCAGUGUGUAAGACUGGUGGAGGAGAACAUGCCAAGAUCCAUGAAAACUGUGAUCAAAAACCAAAUAUUGAUUUGUGAUGUGGUCUAUUAUUUUUUUCCAGAGCUGUAUAUACAUAAAACCAACACACAAGGCCUUUUCAGCAAGCAACAGUCAGUAGUAGUUGUGUGUGCUCAAGGGUGUUGGCCUAUCACAGUGUUUACCUAUCUUGGUGCUUUGGGAAAGAAAAAAAAACCUACAGGAUAAUAAUGACACUUUCUGUAGUGGUCAAUAAAUAGUUUGUUAGUCUUCUUUAGUGUUUCUUGCGACAGUAGUCACAGUGUAUGUUGAAAAUCAAUACAAAAAACUUGAAUUUACUUUAAAAAAAAAGGAAGAUAGAGAAAAUAUAUUGUACCGUGUCUCUCCUGUUCUGUUUUUCUGGUCCCACACUCUCGUAGCUGAUCAUAUAUGGCUGAAGUGCAGUGUUUGGCUGGUUUUGGUUGAGCGUAUUGGUUAUUAUCGAUUCAGUGUCAUCCUCAUCGUCAGUGUUCUAAUUGUCUAAAUUCAGAUUCCGACUUACCUCAGCACUUUUUUUCAGUGCCCCUGAAAACAAGAAAAAAGGAAAAAAAGAAAUUGUACAACUCAUGUGAGAUUUGGAGAUAAAAAUACAGUAUGCCAUGUACCUUCAUGUUGUUAACCCCUUUACUGCAUUACUGGAAUGACAGUCCCAUCGAUUGAUAGGACAGUUUAAUCUUCAUGAUGGACUUGCCUGUUAUAUCUGCAGCUCUGUUGGAACACCUAACACCUCUGUUACAACAAACAUCUCCAGGCCUUAGCGAAUGAAUGAUGUGAUAGAAUGAAAUAAUGGCACUAGCGCACCUUAACUAACUAUUGAUCAGGUUGCUGAAUGGUUCAGCGAAGAAAAUGUGCCCUUACUGUACGUAUAAAUGGACAACAGCUCGCAGGUUGAGCGUGAUUGUAGAUUAUAUACCUCUUUACAUAUCUAUCUAUAUAAGUAUAUAAAUAAUUCUAUCCCAACUUUUGGCUCCUUUUUUUGUAUGUUCCCACAAAUACUUUAUAUCAGCCCACCCAGCCUUCCUAUAGAUUUAUAUACUAUACAUUAAUUUAUAUAUAUAUAUUGUGGAGAUGUUUGGCUGUGAUUUUCAGUAAAAAAGAGGCUGAAUUUGCAGCAGAGCUGUCCAGAAAAACAGGUUAAGUCCAUCUCACACCCUGCCUGUAUUGUCUGUCUCUCUCUGCAUGAUUAUGGAGAUUAGUUCAGUGUAUAGAUUUGUGUGUACCAGAUGGGCCGCUUUCACCGACUUGAACAUGCCUAGAUAUUGCAGGUGGAAUUUCUCAUUAAUGCAGUACUGUACUAAAUAAAGCGCAAUGAAUGUGGGAGUACGACCUUCAUGCCCCCCUCCGCCCCCUGACUGGGAGAAGCAGCACUUUUUUCACUGCCAUACCUUAAUCGUUUUUUCAUAAUGCAAUCAUGUAGCCUUUCCCCACAUCCACUCACCCCAUUCCCUUUGUCUGACUGGGUGAUUCAUUUCUGAACAGCAGCAGCAGCAGCAGUGCAAACGUGUAAAAAAAAAAAAAAAGAUUGUGGAUUGUGGGAUGCUGAAGUGUAGAUUGAUAUAUAUCAGCUGAAAUAUCAUUGUUAUUUUUUACCAUGACUUGUGUUUUAUGGUUCAUUAAAAUGUAGCUUGUUUUUGUUCAUUAUUUCAUCUUUUAUAAAUCUUUGUUUUCUA